Molecule: messenger RNA, 4895 nt
Organism: Chelonoidis abingdonii (Abingdon island giant tortoise)
Lineage: Eukaryota; Metazoa; Chordata; Testudines; Testudinidae
Source: RefSeq, a predicted model, not a curated record
AGCUGCACCAUGGGACUUGUAGUUCACAGCACCAGAGCUUCCUGCUUCACUUGGAGCAGCCACCAGCACAACCCCGGACCGACGGCUUCUCUUCGGCGAGUAUAAUGUAAUUGAUCACUGCUCACCCAGGGACGCCCGAUUCCCAGCAGAGUGGGAGCAGGCAUCAUGAAUAAUCAAAAAGUCGUGGCUGCGCUGCUUCAGGAGUGCAAGCAAGCUCUGGAUGUGCUCUCACCCAAGAUUUCUGAUGCAUCGGAGGAAGACAAGAGAGAGUACCAGCAGUGCAAAGCUUCGCUCCCUGAUGAUCUAAGGACCCUUAUUGAAGAGGCAAAGGAAAUGAAGUGGCCCUUCGUGCCAGAGAAGUGGCAAUACAAACAAGCCAUAGGCCCAGAAGACAAAACAAACCUGCAAGAUAUGAUCAGUGCAAGGCUGCAUGAAUUACUGGUUUAUUUGAAAGCCUCCAUCAUGGUCAAGGACUGUGCAACAGCAGCUGCUAUUGUGUUCCUGAUUGACCGAUUCCUAUAUUGGGUGGAUGCCUCCAGCAAACUUCUUCGAAUUGCCAAAGGCCUGCACAAGUUGCAGCCAGCCACACCAAUAGCCCCUCAGGUGGUUAUUCGCCUGGCUCGCAUCUCUGUAAAUUCAGGAAAACUUUUAAAAGCUGAGUAUAUCCUAAGCAGCCUUAUAAAUGACAAUGGAGCAACAGGUGUGUGGCUGUAUGACAAGGAAAGUGAUAGGAUUCUUGUUCAGUCAGUCUGUAUACAGAUCAGAGGACAGAUUCUGCAAAAGCUUGGAAUGUGGUAUGAGGCAGCGGAGCUGAUUUGGGCUUCAAUUGUAGGCUAUUUCAAACUGCCUCAGCCGGAUAAAAAGGGAAUUGCUACAUCACUGGGUAUUUUGGCUGACAUCUUUGUUUCCAUGAGUGAGAAAGAUUAUAAUAGUUUUAAAAACAACUCUCAAGUUGACCUGAGCCUUCUCCAAGAGUUUGACCAUCGCUUACUGUCAGCUGCUGAAGCCUGCAAGCUGGCAGCAGCCUUCAGCCAGUACACCCCGCUUUUUGUGCUCACAGCGGUGAAUAUCCGUGGCACAUGCUUAUUGUCCUAUAGUUACUCCACAGAAUGUCCUCCAGAGAAAAGAGAGUUCUAUUUGUCUGAAGCUAAGGAAUCCUUUGAAAUUGGUCUUCUCACCAAGAAAGAAAAUGACCCUGUCACUAGCAGGCAGGAGCUUCAUAGUUUUAUUAAAGCAGCUUUCUGCCUUACAACAGUUCAUCGGCAACUCUACGGGGAGAGCAAGAAACUCUGUGAGGUGAGACAGCUAUGUAGUGAAGCCAUGGAGAAACUGUACUCUUACAGCACUUCACCUUUUACAGAGGAUCAAGACAAAGAAACACUUGCCAAAGAGAUCAUGUCUUUGAUCAUGUCUGUCAAGGGGCAUUUAGAAGUACAAAGCUUCCCUAAUUCAGAUGCCAGGUCUUAUGUUCCUGAUAGUUACAAAGGUGGAGUGGAAAAGCCUAUCUUGUGUGGUGAGGUGAAUUUUGAGAAAAUCCUUGAAAUGCAUUCGCAGCACCAUAGGUCAGUAAGUGAAGUGUUUGAAAGUACUUGCAGGAGCCAGGAAACCAGGCACAGAGAAGCCAAAAUGGGAGCUUGCAUCACUGCCUUAAAAACUGAAACUAAAAAUGUAGACACCAUGUGUACCACCGAAGAAAAAUUACACUGUGGCAAGUACAGUGCCAAAAUCUCUGAUUCACAAAACUCAAGAAGAAGCCGUGAGAGACUCAGUGGCCAAAGGAGAUGGAUUAGUUCUAAUGUAAUGAACGUCUCCCUUGAAGAAGAAAUGGAGAGAAAGACAUCAGACAAAGUUACCAAUGAUGAAGAUGGCAUUUUCAGCAGUUUGCAAAGCAGGAGUCAAACCACUAGUUCUUUGAAGUCUUGGAGCAAGUUGUCAAAAUCAAGUUCCUCUGCUAGCUGGGAGGAGCUAGACUGUAAUGCUAGCAAUAAGAUGCCCAGAGAUUGGCAACCAAGGGAAGAGGGCUCAGUGGAUGAGCAGUGUUGCACAGCCUCAACCGAAUCUACUGAGGAAAAUGUUCAAGCUGGCAGCCUGCACUCAUUGUCCUUCCAAACUCAUCAUCUCUCUCUUCAGGAGUCACAGAGUGGCUGUUCAGGUCCUUCUCGGCAUUCAUUAAAGAAUAAUAUGCUCUUUGCUAAUAGAUUAGUAGAUGCAUCCUCAGCUUCCAGGGAAGGGCUCUUGCAGGGGACAGAACCUGAAAGGGAUGCCUCAGAACAGAAUGCAGGGGAUGCCAAUAGUAUAGACUUCAGGAACAAUGCUAUUUCCUUCAUGGAGUUAAAGGAUGCCCAUUGUUCUGGUCCCAACAGACCCAGGAGAGAGAAGAUUUCCUCUUCCCUGGCAGAAUUAGAAUCCUUUGAAAUGAUUGAGUCCAGAACUAAGGACAGCAAUAGAGACUUCAAUGUUAUUCACAGUCCUCCUCAGCACAGUAUAGUGGAAGGAAAUGCUGAAAUAAUAGAUGCUGAAAGGUAUAAAAAAGUCACAGAGCCAUUAUCUAGAAAUAAUUAUGUGUGGAUUGACCCAGAAGGAGAUACUGUAGACAAUACAGAGGAUCUGUCAGUUGAGCCUCAUGUACCUAUAGGUAAGGUAGCAACUACUACAUCUGUAAGCAACAAGCCAAAAAUAGCAAGUGAUUCCUUUGUAUUUAACUGGAUUAGUAAAUCUUCUGCUGAAAUGGCUGGAAAUGAGUCUUUUGAAAUGCCUGAAGUCGACACCCAGGCAGAUACAGAAGAUGAAUGGGAGUUUGCUUUCAGCAAUAGCAGGAGCUCAGUAAACAACUCUCCUGCCAUGAAUGCUCCAAGGCCUCAACUUAGCCACAGGGUUGAGAUCAGAGUUUCACCAUCAGGGAGGAAGAAGCCAGAAGCUGACGACUUCAAUGACUGUGCUACCACAGAGGAAGAUGAAGCGGAAAAGUACAGGAACAUUCCGAACAGCACCCACAACUCAAGCUCCUCUCUGAAAUCAUGGUACAAAUCAGCUCAGUUGUCCAGCAGUUUCUCUGAACUAAAGAGUCCAUCUUUUCUGAACUCCAGUGGGAGCUCUCUUGUCUUUGUGCCUGGGAGAACCAAAGAACAAAUCCUAAAAGCUCGCUUUCUAGAGGAUGCUGAUUAUGAGAAGCUCUUGUCAGGUGUUAAGCAUAGCUGGCUAGUGCAGAGACUGGAGACUACUGGAAUAUUUAAGGCUAGACAACUCCACAAAGCGUACUGUAAGUAACAUCUCCUCUGUGUGUGUAUGUUCUGUGCCAUCGUGGUCCCAAACAUAGCUAUACGGAGGUAAGAGCUAACCUUUGAAGGAUUUUGUACUACAUGCAGGCCAGCACUCUUACUAUGAUGAUGAACAAGGUAUAAACCCCUCAAAGAUAGAUAGAAGCAGCAGAUAGAAAUCUAGGGUCUGAUCUUGCAAUUCUUAUUCAUAUGUGUUUGUGCAUUGGCCAUAUAAUUCAGAGGUUAGAGCAUUGCCCUUGUAAACUGAGGGUCACAUGUUUGAUUCUCAUUUUGUCUUAUGCCAAUAAUUUAGAGGAGAGUAGGGACUGGUCCUUUCUGAUCUUAAACAUCUAUGAAACUAUGUAUGAGUAAAGGCUGCAGAAUCAGGUCUGUACUACUUACUAGGACCAUACAGAUCUCAAGGGUCUGGAUAUUUUUAGGCCCUCUUCAUUUUUCAAAAUAUUUAGAUUUAAAUGAAAAAAGAACCAAGCCAGGGCGGAACAACAUUGUGGCUUAGUUUGCUAUUUUGCUUAAUAUCACAUCCAGUUUUUUCCUUUCAUCCGUUAACCAAACGAAGUCAGACUGCACCUGCUGCCAAAAUCUCUCAAUUAUUUUUAAAUUGUCUUAAGGUCCUUGUGAGUUUUAUAUUUUGUUAAUUUCAAUAAAACUCUGUUCUCAAUCUGUGAGUCUAGACGCUCUGUCUGCUACCUCACAAAGUUAAUAAACAAGCACAACUGACGCGGAUGUGGCUCUAAUCUGAAGAGGGUAGGUUUUGAUGAAACAUUUUGAUUGACCUGAUCUGAAAAAAAAAAAAAUUCAGAAGUUCAGUUUGUGAAAGUUGUUUAUUUCAAUUUGUGACGGGAAAAUUAUUUGAAAUCUUGAAAAUUCUUAAAGAAUCAUUUCCUGCCCAGCCCUAAGUGCCAUGGUCUAUCUAGUACAGUAUUCACUCUCUGACAGUGCCGGCCCCAGCUGCUUCAGAGGAAGGUGUAAGAACCCUGCAGUGGGCAAAUGUGGGAUAAUCUGCCUCCACAUGAAGGUCUCCUCCUAAGCCUAGCAGUAGAUCGGUUUUAACCCUGAAGGUUUUAUAUCCCUUCCAAAUUUGUGUUAGCAUUAACUCGUCUAAGUCUAGAUAGUCUUAUCAGUAUAAAUGUCCAGUGCCACACAAUUUAGUGGUAUUCAAGUUUAUAUAUGUGCUAGAGGCUUGUGACUGGCUCAUAGCAGGGGCAUUACAGAGCAGGAGUAAAAUGCAUUUGAUUCUUCCUAUAGAUAUUUUGUGUUCUCUACUCGCUGUUAGUUUUUCUGCAGGAUGCCCUUAUCAUUUAAACUUUUAUUAGUGUACAAGACAGGUGCAGGAAAGCUCUGCUACCCCAAAGUAGCCCUACAGUGUUUCCUGCCAAAGCAAUGCAUUUUACCUAGCUAUCUGAUACAUUUCCACUUACAGAUGAGCUUCUUCAAAAGAUGCUGUUUCAAUACUGCACUGUAAUAGUUGAGUGUGACAAGAUAGCAGAGCUUUGAAACUUUGUCUGGGCAUGGACAUCAAUCCCAACAGAAAAAACUGGUAGCUCUUAGGUUUCAUCUUUGGUUACUGGUAUGGAACAACCUUGCUAAAGAAGCUGUCGGUUUCAUUUGUGGGGGUUU